AUGUUACUGGGAGGCUGCCUUCACUAUGGACUAGAGCACUAUGAAGUGGCCCUGGAAUGGUUCUCGAGGAUCCUAGAGAUAGACUCGAGUCAUGUCGAGGCUAUUACUAAUAUGGCCGCCACCAUGUUUUGCCUCAGUCGACAGGCCGAAGCUGAACAGCUUUGGCUCAGGGCGGUCAAGCUACGUCCCAGCUACCUAGAGGCUACUGAGCAUCUGGUGGGCCUCUUGUACAAGAGGCGGAGUAGAGAGGCCGUCGAGGUCAUCUCCUAUGUACAGCGAGCCUUGAGGAUCUCAUUGCCGAGAGGCCAUGAAUGUGGCCAUGCAGAAGGCCGGGAUCAUGAUCUAAGCGGGUAUGCGCUGCCGGCAAGCGAGAAUGCCAGGAUACUCGCCCUCGUCCAUGCCAAAGGAACGAUGCUCUACAGUUUGAAAGAUGUUGAGAAAGCUUCCGAAGCGUUUGAGGAGGCCGUGUUGAUCAGUGUUGGACGGCGGCUGGACGGCAUACAGGAUCUGAUACGACGCGUUCAGGCUGUCUUGUCGCCCGCGGACCCCAACUCGGCCUCGGCUGGCUCCGAAGAUCGAGCAUUGCGCCCCCUUAUGUUGCCACCGGAAAGGGCUCGACGCACGGCUCAGCUCGUGUUUAGCGGGGGCGGCGAGCUGCCUGGUCUCCUUUUCGUACGGAAUGCGGUUUCGAAACGGGCAGCGAUACAGACAACCAGCAACUCACUUCUUUCGCUUGCCAAGAUUUUCCAAGACGCCAUGUCUAGUGGCAGCGCGACUUCACGCACGCCGUCAAGUGUUGGCGACAUUCUGGCUCUCUACUACCUUUCGCUCUCUCUCCAAGAGAGCCCCUCCACGGCGAAUAACGUCGGCAUUCUGCUUGCCGGGAUUCAGCAGACGGCGCUGUGGACGUCCAAGACAUUCGUGAGAGACUUUCCUCAAGCAAGCCUGCCGGGCAUCACCCCGGGGAGUGGCAUGGCCCUCGCCCUGGCGUAUUACAACUAUGGCUUGCGGCUGGACUCAAAGCAUGUCCAUCUACACACUAAUCUUGGCAGCCUCCUGAAGGACAUUGGCCAGUUGGAUCUCGCGAUACAGAUGUACGAGCGCGCCGUCUCGUGCGACGGAACAUUCGACAUUGCCUUGACAAACCUUGCCAACGCAGUCAAGGACAAGGGCCGAAUCAACGAUGCCAUCGCAUACUAUCGUCGUGCCGUGACCUCGAAUCCAGAUUUUGCCGAGGCGGUGUGUGGCCUUUUUACGGCACUCAACUCCGUCUGCAGCUGGCGGGGCCGCGGCGGGGUGAUGCUGGCUUCGGGCAGAUACGACCGAUGGCAUGUUGACGACGAAGGGAAACUUGUCGACGCCCGGGCGAGUUGCAGUGGGGGCGGCCUGGCCGGGCGCGUUGUGGACAUUGUGGCCCAGCAACUCAGGGAUGCCUCGCGCUGGGGUCAGCAUGCGCUCCAGGGACCAGUUGUCGGUGCUUUGGUUGAGCAGCUCAAGCAUCUCUGCGAAGACGAGUCCUUUCAGCUAGACGAGGCGAUUCGGCAAUGGGCGGGAAAGCCUUGGGAAGGGUCACGAGUAAUACGCCUGGUGGAGCGAGCUACACGGGUGGCUCUCCGCAGAUGGUAUUUGGACCUCUACGUCGAUGGCGCAGGAUCGAAAUCGCCGUACGCCAGGGCACAACCACCUCCCAAUCUGACGGUCCCCGCCGCACCGACUGUCCUCCCUUUCCAUACCUUCACUUGCCCGCUAUCUGCCAGCGACAUACGGGCGAUAUCUCAGCGUAAUGCGAUGCGGAUAUCCUGUUCCACUCUGCGAUCGCCCUGGCUCCCGGCCACGGUGUACCCGCCGCCGCCGCCGCCGAAACCUCAGCUGAACGUUGGUUACAUAUCUUCAGACUUCAACAACCAUCCCCUGGCUCACUUGAUGCAAUCAGUCUUCGGCCUUCACAACCCGAUGCGUGUCCGGGCGAUCUGCUAUGCCACAACGCCCAGCGACAGGUCCGUUCACAGGCAGCAGAUUGAGAGAGAAGCUCCCGUGUUUCGUGAUGUCAGCAACUGGUCGCCGGACAAACUGAUUGAGCAAAUUACCCGAGACCAUGUGCAUAUUUUGGUUAACCUCAACGGCUAUACCAGAGGGGCCCGGAAUGAGGUCUUUGCUGCCAGGCCGGCACCGAUUCAAAUGUCCUUUAUGGGUUUUGCGGGCAGCCUGGGGGCCGAAUGCAACGUCAGGAUCGAGGACGUGUUCCACGACAGCACGGAAGGUGGCGAAGGUGAAUGGAUGUACUCUGAGAAUAUCAUCUUUUGCCGCGACACCUUUUUCUGCUGCGAUCAUGCGCAGUCGUGCGCAAGCAGUGAGAAGGAAAUUACAUGGGAAGAAGAGAAGCGCCGGAGGUGGAGCAUGCGCAGGGAGCUCUUUCCGAGCAUAGCAGAUGAGGUCGUCAUCAUGGGUAACUUCAAUCAGUUAUACAAGAUUGAGCCGACAACGUUUCGGUCAUGGCUCCGGAUCUUGUCGCGGGUUUCGAAUGCCGUGCUUUGGCUCCUUCGUUUCCCCGAACCUGGCGAAAGCAACCUGCGGGCGACGGCCGAGGCGUGGGCAGGAUCCGAAGUUGCGAGCCGCCUCAUCUUCACCGACGUUGCUCCGAAGAAUCAGCACAUUUCGCGCGCCCGAGUGUGCGACCUCUUCCUUGACACACCCGAAUGCAAUGCUCAUACAACAGCUGCAGACGUGUUGUGGUCCAGCACGCCGCUGCUGACUCUCCCGCGCUACCCUUUCAAGAUGUGCUCGCGCAUGGCUGCUUCGGUACUGCGCGGGGCCCUACCACAGUCAGCCGAGGGUCGCCAGGUGGGGCGGGAAUUGAUUGCAGAGGACGAGGCGCAAUACGAACAGAUGGCGGUGGAGCUAGCGGGCAACCUGGCUUAUGUGGACAUGGGCGAGGAGGGGCUCAAGGAGGGCCGAGGCAGACUGGCAGAGAUACGCCAGCUUCUGUGGGAUUGCAAAUGGCGCUGCGGGCUGUUCAACACACGACGUUGGGUGGAGGAUGUCGAAGGUGCAUACGAGGAGUCGUGGCGGCGAUGGGUGGAUGGGGUAGGAGGCGACAUAUACCUGUGA
Messenger RNA from Hirsutella rhossiliensis, 3108 nucleotides. RefSeq names its product glycosyl transferase family 41 domain-containing protein. NCBI's taxonomy places the organism in Eukaryota, Fungi, Ascomycota, Sordariomycetes, Hypocreales, Ophiocordycipitaceae. Gene Ontology annotation, biological process: protein O-linked glycosylation. The transcript has 5 exons. Gene Ontology annotation, molecular function: protein binding; glycosyltransferase activity. Bases 1 to 3108 code for a protein of 1035 amino acids. The record is from RefSeq and is a predicted model, not a curated record.